Messenger RNA from Acaulospora colombiana, 2146 nucleotides. The record is from the annotation of a GenBank genome assembly. NCBI's taxonomy places the organism in Eukaryota, Fungi, Glomeromycota, Glomeromycetes, Diversisporales, Acaulosporaceae.
GGUCAUAGAUAAAGUUCAAGAAUUUUUACAAGAAAUCGAAGCAGAGAAUCAGUUCAUAAAUGGCUCGCCCGUCCGUUCCAUCCGGGAGGUUCAAGAAAAUGGCACCGACUUGCUUAUCGGCGAUAUUGAUCUUAAAAGGGAAUUACCUGAUGUAGCCUGGGCUGAGAAAGAGGAUGCAGACAAUCUUCUUAAACCAGCUGGCGACCCAACUAUAGUGUGGACAAUUGGAGAUACUGAGACAACCCAAUCCAAUCAAGAUUUUCUGGCUCCAAGUCACCAUCGUCGUGGUAUCAUGAGUGCUGCUUUACGCACUCUGAUCGAGGGCUGGGCGAUACCACGCAUGAACUGUCGAAGGAUGCUUGUCACUGCGUUUGUCGGCAAUGUGGCCAGUGUCGGGGUGUUCAGAAAAGUUGGGUUCAAACAUGUCCGAGACGUGGAAAAUGCUAUAGCUCUGCCAGAGGGAAGAGGUGGCCAUCUUAAGAGUCUACAUAUCCUGAAAUGGGAAUACCCCGAGACAGGGUACAUGGAUCCGCUGCACUCAUCUCCUACGGCUUCACCUUCUUUCCAUCCGCGUUCUACCGCAAUGGCCUCGCAACCCCAAACCUACAGUCAUACAGGCCACUCUGACUAUCUUCAAUCAUCACCGAUUCCUCGGACAAGGUCAAGCACAGAGUCUUCAGCGACAAAAGCAAGCGGGUUAAGGAGAGAUAGUCUGCAAGAUGGUUCUGACGCGCCAGAUGAGGUCGUUCCCACAAGCUUUGACGAAAAUGCAUUACGAUGUGGUGUGAAUUGUCUACUGGAUCGCAUCAAGCAGGGUAUGGCUUCUGCUAGGGAAGCUGCAGUCUUUCUUCAAAAGCGAGCUGCGCUCGAGACGGAUUUAGGUCGCAGCAUGCAUAAACUUGCGGUUGCCACCAAGAGUGCGUACGCGGCAAAUGAGUGCAAGGCUGGGACCUUUGCAACUGCUUGGGAGAACUCAAUGACUUUACACGAAACUAUUGCGGAGAAUCGGCUGAAACUAUCGGCUAAUUUAACGAAAAUGAGCGAAGACCUAUCCAACCUAGCAAAGGAGUUCAAAGAUACACACACUAGCUAUGAACGCACGUUGCUGGACUCAGAAGCUGCCGCAGAUAAAGCUAAAGCAAGAUUCGAUGCUGCUCAGGAGGAGUUGGAAAGGUUUCUGUAUGCAAAGGAAGGUGAGAACGCCAGGGACGCUCGAAUGGUGCCCCCUCAGCCAGGAAAGGAUGGCAAAAAGGGACCCAUAGGGAUCACAAAAGCAGUUGCUAAGCAAGGUGGAAUGCUUCUUCAACGUAAAAAUCCUGCUGCUCUUCAACGCCAAGAGGAUGAUGUGCGCGGAAAAAUGUUGGCAGCCGCUGAUGCAUAUCGUAAAUUACUUCUUGAUACCCAAGCCCUCCGUCAAGAAUAUUUCAAUUUCCAACUACCGCGAACACUGCGGGUCAGUAUCUCCACUCCUCAGCUUCCAAUACCCUAUAUUGACUCUUUCCAGUCUCUCAAGGAAUUGAACGACGAAAUCGACACUGGCAUGCAAUAUCACUUAUCAAGAUAUGCCUAUUUGCUCGAAUCCUCCCUAUUGAGUGACGCAGUGACUCUGGUACCCAAAGCAGCCGAGGAUGGCCCAGGCCUCAAGUCUAUCAUGGAGUCGAUAGACAAUCGAACUGAUUUUAAGGCAUAUGUACAAAAUUAUCGAGUGGUACAUCAGGGUAUGUACAGGGGUCCGCGAAGAGAGGCUUACAAUGAUAGAUCGGCCUCGAACCUCAACCACGGGUACGCGUCACAGGUCAACCUUCAUUCUGCCCGCAACUUGGGUGCCGGGGGAAGCGGUGUUUUUGGUGUCGACCUAAAGGAACAAAUGGAACGGGAUGGUGUCGAAACUCCAAAGAUACUCAUCAAGUGCUGUGAAGCAAUCGAGAGAUAUGGUCUAGACAUACAAGGAAUUUAUAGGAUUAAUGGCACCGUCACAAAGGCUCAACAGCUUAGAGAGUUAAUGGACCGUGAUCUGAACGCAGACCAAUGGACGAGUGACAUUAAUGUUGUAGCUGAUGUCCUCAAAAAAUGGUUACGGGAACUACCAGAUCCCUUGAUGACAAUGGAACUCCAGGCAGGGUUCAUAGAAGCCGCCAGUCAGUGA